Molecule: messenger RNA, 759 nt
Organism: Oncorhynchus nerka (sockeye salmon)
Lineage: Eukaryota; Metazoa; Chordata; Actinopteri; Salmoniformes; Salmonidae
Exons: 4
Coding region: 1-759 (252 amino acids)
Biological process (GO): response to bacterium
Source: RefSeq, a predicted model, not a curated record
AUGGGUCACGGGUUGGACAAUUUUACAGGAAGUAUUGAACACUAUGUUCCAGCCAAUGAGACCCUGCUAAGUCCAGUGACCACUGUUCAACUUGGUGAUCCUGUAACCCUGCUAUGUGUUUUCCCAGAAGAACAAUUCAGCGAUGAGCAAAUGCACUGGUACAAGCAAACUAUGGGAGGAAUUCCACAACAUUUCGCAUCAAUGCUGCAAUAUUUUACAGAGCCUGUGUUUCACUUUGGAUUGAAUAAUGCACACUUCAAUGUAAAAUUGGAUCAGAUCAUGUUUUGCCUUAAUAUCAUGAAGAUGAUCCCAGAAGAUGAAACCAUGUACUAUAGUGCAAUUGGAAGACAGAUGACUGUGGAAUUUAGAGAUGGCACAUAUCUGUCUUUGAAAGGUAACAUUUACCAGACUGUAGAGCAACAGCCAGUGUCUGACCCAGUCCAACCAGAAGUUUCUGUGACUCAACGGUGUACAGUACUCUCUGAGACCUGUACAGGAGAACAUAGUGUGUACUGGUUUAGAGCUGGAUCAGGAGAAUCCCAUCCAGGAGUCAUUUACACCCCUGGGAACAGGAGAGAUGGGUGUAAGAAGAACCCUGAGACUCCCUCUCCUACACAGAGCUGUGUCUACAGCCUCUCCAAGAACAACCUCAGUCUCUCUGAUGCUGGGACUUACUACUGUGCUGUGUCUAAAUGCGGGGAGAUCCUGUUUGGUGAAGGAACAAAACUUAACAUCAUUAAAGCUUGGGAGCAGCAGUGA